AUGAAUGGAAAAAUACAUUUUCUCGCCGUUUUCCUAGUGAAUUUCCAUUUGAUCAGACAGGUUCAUUCUCUAGUUGAGUUCACUAACAUCAAAUGCGAAGUAGCGGACCCCGAUUUCUGCAAUAUCGAAUAUUGCUAUCUGAAGUCUGUUAAUCGGACCUACAAAUAUUAUUCGCUAAAAGUGAAUCUUUUUAAAAUUCCAAUAACCAAAGUUAAGGUAAACGCCGCUAUUUAUAAGUUCGCUAAUGGCUAUAAGCCCUUCAUGUACAAUGUUACUGUCGAUGCCUGCAAGUUCCUAAAAAACCAAAAAUCAAACCCAAUUUUUGGCUACUUUUAUGGCUAUUUUAAGGACCAUUCCAAUAUGAACCACACAUGCCCUUACGACCAUGACAUUGUGGUGGAUAAACUAACAACUGCGUUUUUUAAUCAACGAGCGAAAUAUCUUCUCCCUUUUCCGGACGGAAAGUACUUGAUCCAAAUGAACGUUCUUGUCCAUGACAUUUCUCGAGCCGUGUUCAAGUUAUACAACGUACUAUCUUGA
Molecule: messenger RNA, 540 nt
Organism: Drosophila eugracilis
Lineage: Eukaryota; Metazoa; Arthropoda; Insecta; Diptera; Drosophilidae
Exons: 4
Coding region: 1-540 (179 amino acids)
Source: RefSeq, a predicted model, not a curated record